AUGGAGACCAAUGAAAACCAACAACUCUUACCCAAUGUCACCCUGGGUUUCCACAUCUAUAACAAUGGUUAUAGUGGAACUGGCUCCUACCUUGCUGCAAUGGAACUGUUGUCCAGACGCCACAGGUUCACCCCCAAUUACAAAUGUAACAGUGAGAAUCUCCCAGCAGCGGUGAUUGUGGGGCCCAACGCUGACUAUAGUCUUGACUUGGCAACCGUCUUCUGCAUAUACAAGAUGUCACAACUCCAUCAGUAUCUGAGAAGAGUUGCAUUUAACAAUAGCGCUGGAGAAGAAGUUUCCUUCGACCAAAAUGGAGAAUUAUUAGUGGGAUUUGAUAUUAUCAACUGGGUCACAUUUCCAAAUAAAUCUUUUGUUAGAAUAAAAAUUGGGACAACUGAACCUCAGGCUCUAACAGGCAGAAAACUCACAAUUCAAGAUGAUUCCAUUGUGUGGCCCAGCAUUUUCAAACAAACAUUACCUCUUUCUAGGUGCAAUGAUAAAUGCCGGUUGGGAUUUAGUAAAAGAAAGAAGGAAGGAGAAACAUUUUGCUGUUAUGAUUGCAUUCCAUGUCCAGAGGGAAAGAUUUCAAACCUGACAGACACUGAUAAAUGCUUUGAUUGUCCUGGAUAUCAGUAUCCAAAUGAUGACAAGGAUGGAUGUCUCCCCAAAGAAAUCACCUUCUUAUCUUUUGGAGAACCCCUGGGGAUCAUUGUCACUGUGUUUGCUCUCAAAUUUUCUCUCAUUACCGUCUUCAUUCUAGGCAUCUUUAUGAAGUACAAGGACACUCCUAUUGUCAAAGCAAACAAUAAGGACAUCACCUACAUUCUCCUCGUCUCCCUCUUGCUUUCCUUUCUUUGUGUUCUGCUAUUCACUGGCCGACCUGGGAAGGUGGCCUGCCUCCUUCAACUAACUGCUUUUGGCAUGAUUUUCUCAGUGGCACUUUCUUCCAUUUUAGCCAAAACCAUCACUGUCAUUCUGGCUUUCGUAGCCACCAAGCCAGGGUCCAGGGUAAGGCAGUGGAUGGGGAAGAGAUUGGCAUAUUCCAUUGUUCUUUCUUGCUCCUUUUUUCAAGCUACUAUUUGUAGCAUCUGGCUGAUCACCUCUCCUCCAUUCCCAGACCUUGACAUGUACUCAGUGGCUCAAACAAUUGUAUUCAAAUGCAAUGAAGGCUCAAGCGGUAUGCUUUAUGCCCUUUUGGGUUUCCUGGGUUUCCUUGCUCUUGUCAGUCUCACUUUGGCUUUCUUAGCCAGGAAGUUACCUGACAGUUUUAAUGAGGCCAAGUUUAUCACCUUCAGCAUGUUGGUCUUUUGCAGUGUUUGGCUCGGCUUCAUUCCAACAUAUUUGAGCACGAAGGGCAAAAAUAUGGUGGCUGUGGAGAUUUUCUCUAUCUUGGCUUCCAGCUUUGGUUUAUUGGGCUGUAUCUUCUCACCAAAAUGCUACAUUAUUUUAAUGAAGCCUGAGCUGAACACCAAGGAACAACUAACAAAAAGAAGGAAUUAA
Molecule: messenger RNA, 1500 nt
Organism: Anolis carolinensis (green anole)
Lineage: Eukaryota; Metazoa; Chordata; Lepidosauria; Squamata; Anolidae
Product: vomeronasal type-2 receptor 26
Exons: 5
Coding region: 1-1500 (499 amino acids)
Biological process (GO): G protein-coupled receptor signaling pathway
Cellular component (GO): plasma membrane
Molecular function (GO): G protein-coupled receptor activity
Source: RefSeq, a predicted model, not a curated record